Messenger RNA from Paraglomus brasilianum, 900 nucleotides. The record is from the annotation of a GenBank genome assembly. NCBI's taxonomy places the organism in Eukaryota, Fungi, Glomeromycota, Glomeromycetes, Paraglomerales, Paraglomeraceae.
AACAAAGGCAUAGGAAGAGCAAUUGUGCGCAAUCUUGCUAUCGAAUAUACCAAAUCGAUCUAUCCACAAACCACACCAAAGCUUGUAAUCUAUCUUACUUCCCGAGAUGUUUCUAAAGGCGUGGCCGCACUGGCUGAGGUUACCGGUGAACUAAAAAAUAAGGAAGUGCUGGAGGCCGAAGGUGGAGCAGCAGAGAUUAGAUUCGGUAUAUUAGAUGUUACGGACAGUACAAGUGUGAAAAACUUUAAAGAAACUAUUCGGAAUGUGUGUGGUGAAGUGGAUAUCUUGAUUAAUAACGCCGCUCUUGGGACCGAAUUUCAAGGGGAACCAUUUAGCUACGAAGUUGUUGAAAAGACUCUUAAAACUAAUUACUUUGGGCUAAAGAAGAUGACCGAAUCGUUUCUUCCAAUAAUAAAAAAUCCUGGAGGUAGAAUAAUUAAUCUUUCUAGCGGGCUUGGGAGACUUACUGUGCUUCCAUCAGAAUCAUUGAGAAACCAGUUUUCAAGUCAGGAUUUGACCAAAGAACAGUUAGAUAGGCUUGUGAAUAAGUUUCAAGAUGAUGUUCGAGCUGGUGUAUAUGCUGAAGAAGGAUGGCCGACAUCAGGCAUGAAUAACGCCUUUAAUAUAUUUUAUAAUCAAGGAUCCAUUGCUUACAAUGUAUCCAAAGCUGCUGUUAUUGCAUAUACGAAAGUACUGGCGAGACGACUGGAUAAAGAGGGAAUAAAGGUCAACACGCACGUAGUUGAUCCUGGUUGGGUCAGAACUGAUAUGGGUGGCCCAAAUGCCUCUAUUUCUGCUGAUCAAGGAGCCGAGACACCAGUUUAUCUUGCUCUUACUAAAGAUAGAGACAUAGAGAUUAAUGGGCAAUUCUGGCAUAGAAAGAAGCCAGUCGCGUGGUAA